GUGAAACAGGGCGUUGCUUGUAAAUCUAGUUGGGCGGAGUCAUAGUCUAUAACAGACUAAAAUCCAGCAAUGGCGUUGAAGCAGCCGUCAACAGAUGAUCUUGUAGAGCGGCUGAAAGAGAUGGGACUGAGCCAAGAGGACUGUCAAACUCUGAAAGCCGAAGAAGUCACUCCAGAAUCUGUCGUAUUGUUGACGAAAGAGGACUGCCAAGAUAUGGGCCUCGGACAAGUGGGCCAGGAAAUAUUGCUCAAAUUAGUGGAUUCGGAGGAGAUGGAAACAGGAGAAGUUGGUCCACAGUACAAACCAACGACACCACGCUGCAUGGGACCUCCGGAGCUACCAGAGGAAGAAACAGACGCUGACUGUGUUGGGACACAGGGUGCAGCAGCUGCUUAUGUCCGUACUCAGAAGCUGUGGAAGGGGAGAGAAGUUCUGAAAGUGCAUUUCUUAAACCCUUCCGUUCUCGAGUCGUGGAAGAGUGGACAUGGAUUUAGUAAAAAGUCCAUGUCUAUCAGUAUGGUAUUGGAGUGGGCUAAUGAUGCCUGGAAUCAGUGCGAUGCCAUUCCAGAAUUCAUUGUGAAUGAAUCUGCCAAGAGAGCAGAUAUACGUGUUCUGUUCUCAGAGACGGGUGGUUGCUGGUCGAAGGUGGGUAUGGAUGCACAGAAAGUUAAAGAUUCCAAGGAACCAACCUUGGUAUUUAACCUCAAAGGCUUCCCUCAAGAUUUUCAAAAGCAUCUGGUCAUCCAUGAAUUUGGGCAUGUCUUGGGGCUCGAGCACGAACACCAACGCUCCGAUUUCUGGGAUGUGGUUGAGAAACAUUUGAACGUUGAAGCUAUGGGGCACGACUCACGCACAGGAGACUACUCAUCCGUGAAAGGAAAGGCUGCGUUCGGUAACGACUGGCUCAAGAAGAAGGAAAAGGGAAAGUUGUCUGAAUAUGACGCAGACAGCAUAAUGCACUACUGGUUUGACAAGGACUGGCUGAAAGACCCACGACUUCGUCAUAGGAGAACGUUAGACCAUGACCCUAAACUCUCAGACAAGGAGAAGAUGUAUUUGAGGGGUAUCCACAAGAGGCACAACGACUAUGCCAAACACCCAUCAUCAAUUGAUAUACAAUUUCUGAAAGAUGCCUAUCUUACCAAGUGAUGCACCUGGCCUAUGCAAAGCUGCAGAACUUUAUCCCAGUGUUAAUUAACUGACUUGCCGUUAUUUUUUGAGUAUUUUGUCUUGUUUUACAUCAAAAUGAAGUUGUGUGUUUUAAUGAAUAUAUAAGUGAUAAUUAUGAUCUGAGCACAAA
This is a messenger RNA of Halichondria panicea, 1300 nucleotides long. RefSeq lists its product as uncharacterized. Gene Ontology annotation, biological process: proteolysis. The record is from RefSeq and is a predicted model, not a curated record. The transcript has 7 exons. NCBI's taxonomy places the organism in Eukaryota, Metazoa, Porifera, Demospongiae, Suberitida, Halichondriidae. Bases 70 to 1149 code for a protein of 359 amino acids. Gene Ontology annotation, molecular function: metalloendopeptidase activity; zinc ion binding.